Orbilia oligospora ATCC 24927 is the source of this 693-nucleotide messenger RNA. RefSeq lists its product as uncharacterized. The record is from RefSeq and is a predicted model, not a curated record. Bases 1 to 693 code for a protein of 230 amino acids. The transcript has 2 exons. Gene Ontology annotation, cellular component: cytoplasm. Gene Ontology annotation, molecular function: ubiquitin protein ligase binding. Lineage: Eukaryota; Fungi; Ascomycota; Orbiliomycetes; Orbiliales; Orbiliaceae. Gene Ontology annotation, biological process: regulation of proteolysis; proteasome-mediated ubiquitin-dependent protein catabolic process.
AUGGCAUCAAACGAAAGCAGCAUUAAUAUGGGUUUCAAAGAGACACCUUUUUACCUCUAUUCCAAGCCAGACGUUACAAUAGUGGCCGGAGAUAACGAGAUCGAGGUACAUGAGUUUGUACUCGCAUCACAGUCAGAGUUCUUUAAAGCUGCACUCCAUUGCGGUUUAAAGGAGUCCCGAGAAAGACGCAUUGCGCUGCCUGAAAUUCAACCAAACACCAUUUUUGCAGUCUUGAACUGGCUGUAUAGAGCGCCUUUAGUCCCAUACUUUCAGGAUAAAGACGCGUCCUCAGUUUUUUCGGAGGCUUCUACACGGAUGUUACAGGAUAUCAUGCAGGCCUUUGACUUUUUGCAGAUAAAGGGUGCCGGGAAGGAUUACUGUAAAUUUGUUGAAGAGUACCUUCAAAAAGUCGGAACAGGCUGCUACCCCCGCCCCGAAAAUUCCCAUGCUCACCAUAUCGUCACCCAAAUGAACGAAGUUUAUAAGUCUGGAGGCUCAAUCACCGCGGAAGCUAUAGAGAGGCUCGUUUGUGGGAUAGAUGAGAGUCGGGCUUUUACUUACAGGACUUAUAGUAACGUAGGUGCCUGCUUUUUUCAAGCGUUUCAGGGGAUAUCGGAUCCCGAUGGAAGGUGUUUUCGUGAUCUUUUGUUACCAUAUGCCAGAAAAUUUCAGGAACGCCCCCCUCCAAAAUAA